This is a messenger RNA of Balearica regulorum gibbericeps (East African grey crowned-crane), 1155 nucleotides long. It is a transcript of the gene SLC30A8, whose product is annotated as solute carrier family 30 member 8. Gene Ontology annotation, molecular function: zinc ion transmembrane transporter activity. Gene Ontology annotation, biological process: response to zinc ion; zinc ion transmembrane transport; insulin secretion. The record is from RefSeq and is a predicted model, not a curated record. NCBI's taxonomy places the organism in Eukaryota, Metazoa, Chordata, Aves, Gruiformes, Gruidae. Gene Ontology annotation, cellular component: plasma membrane.
AUGGCUGCCAAAAAGGGUCUUGAAAGAGCUUGCCUUGUGAGUGAGAGGAACACCAAGAAGUACUCCUUGGCCCUAGACAGGAUGAGCUGGCAUCAGAAGAAUUUAAAUGAAGAGAGGCAGCAGCAGGACGCAGAAGUUACUGAAGCUAAUCCAGCGUAUCACUGUCACGGCUACUCACAGGCCUAUGAGAACAGAAAAAGGGAGCAGCAUCAAGCCAGGAGGAAGCUCUGUGUAGCAUCAGUAAUUUGCAUCUUCUUCAUGAUUGCUGAGAUUACAGGGGAGUAUAUCGCCGGGAGCCUGGCAGUGAUCACCGAUGCAGCUCACAUCCUGGUGGACCUGACAAGCUUCCUGAUCAGCCUCUUCUCUCUGUGGCUUGCCUCCAAACCUCCCACCAAGCAGUUAACUUUCGGGUGGCAUCGAGCAGAAAUUCUGGGAGCUUUGAUGUCUAUGAUAAUCGUUUGGAUGGCGACUGGUGUGUUAACAUAUUUGGCUAGCAUGAGGCUGCUACACCCUAAUUAUGACAUUGAUGCUACAGUGAUGCUCAUUACCUCUGCUUGUGCUGUGCUCGCCAACAUCCUUCUAAGCCUGAUUCUGCACCAGACCAGCCACGGGCACAGCCAUGGGGCACAAGCCAGGGAACACGUGUCAGCCCCUCCAGAAAAGCCAGCCCUGAGCAAUGCCAGUCUGCGGGCAGCCUUUGUGCACGCUAUCGGAGAUCUAUUCCAGAGUAUUAGUGUGCUAAUUAGUGCACUUAUCAUCUUCUUUAAGCCAGAAUACAAAAUAGCUGACCCAAUCUGCACAUUUGUGUUUUCCAUCUUUGUUUUGGCAACAACCAUCACCAUUUUAAGGGAUAUUUUGAUUGUGUUAAUGGAAGGAACAGCAAAAGGACUUGCUUAUGAUGCAGUGAAAGCAAGAAUUUUAGCAGUUGAGAAAGUGGAGUCUGUUCACAACCUUCAUCUUUGGUCUCUGACAAUGAAUCAAACUAUUCUAUCUGCUCAUGUUGCCACAGCAGACGCAGCGGACAGCCAGAAGAUUUUGAGAGAUAUUUCCCAAGCUCUGUUUGAACACUACAGCUUCCACUCCAUCACCAUUCAGAUUGAAUCGGGAGAGGAUCAGAAACGAGACUGUGUCUUCUGUCAAGACCCCAGGGAUUAA